AUGGCCGCCGCCAUCUUGCGACGGGCGCGCUCCCGCCGGCGCCGCCCGCCCGCGUCCCCACGGCGCGCGCACGCCGGCCCCGCCCCACCCAGGGCCCGCCCCGCGCCCUCUGACCCUGCGGGCCCCGCCCCCAGGCCCACGCGGUUGUGUCGCUGCCGGAAGUGGCGGCGCUGGUCAGGGCUGGCUUGGAGCAUGGAGGGCACGCGGGGCGUGGGGCGCGAGGCGGCGGCGUCUGGGGCGCUGCCGGGGAAGCGGCCGCCGGAGCCGGAGCCGGAGCCGGAGGAGCCUUCCCUCCUUGGCGCUCCUGGGCCUGGCAGCCAUCCUGGCCUCUCCGACAGCGAGGAAAGUGUGUUCUCAGGCCUGGAAGAUUCCGGCAGUGACAGUAGUGAGGCUGACACUGCGGCUGAGGAGGAGGAUGGGGCCAGCAACGAUGAGCAGCACAGCAGGACGGAGAAGACCCCCGGGCAGCAGGCCGGGACCCCUUCCCCGAGGACGGAGGUGGCGAGCGUGCGGGACGAGGACGAGGACGAGUACGGGGAGGACAGCUCUGACGAGGAGGACAUCCGGAACACGGUGGGCAACGUGCCCUUGGAAUGGUACGAUGACUUCCCCCACGUGGGCUACGACCUGGACGGCAGGCGCAUCUAUAAGCCCCUGCGCACCCCUGACGAGCUGGACCAGUUUCUGGACAAGAUGGACAACGCUGACUACUGGCGCACGGUGCGGGACCGGAUGACGGGGCACAGCGUGCAGCUGACAGAUGAACAGGUGGCCCUGGUGCAGCGACUGCAGAGGGGCCAGUUUGGGGAUGUGAGCUUCAACCCGUACGAGCCAGCUGUGGACUUCUUCAGCGGGGACCUCAUGAUCCACCCAGUGACCAACCGGCCUGCUGACAAGCGCAGCUUUAUCCCGUCCCUGGUGGAGAAGGAGAAGGUCUCCCGCAUGGUGCACGCCAUUAAGAUGGGCUGGAUUCAGCCUCGCCGUCCUCGGGACUCCACCCCCAGCUUCUACGACCUGUGGGCCCAAGAGGACCCCGACGCGGUGCUGGGCCGGCACAAAAUGCACGUGCCCGCCCCCAAGCUGGCCCUGCCGGGCCACGCGGAGUCCUACAACCCACCUCCCGAGUACCUGCCCAGUGAGGAGGAGCGCGUGGCCUGGGAGCAGCGGGAGCCCGCCGAGAGGAGCCUCAACUUCCUGCCGCGCCGGUUCCCGAGCCUGCGGGCUGUGCCCGCGUACGGCCGCUUCAUCCAGGAGCGCUUCGAGCGCUGCCUUGACCUCUACCUGUGCCCACGGCAGCGCAAGAUGAGGGUGAACGUGGACCCUGAGGACCUCAUCCCCAGACUGCCCCGGCCCCGCGACCUGCAGCCUUUCCCCACGUGCCAGGCCCUGGUCUACAGGGGCCACAGCGACCUCGUCCGCUGCCUCAAUGUCUCCCCGGGUGGCCAGUGGCUGGCAUCAGGCUCGGAUGAUGGCUCCGUGCGGCUCUGGGAGGUGGCCUCCGCCCGCUGCGUGAGGACUGUGCCCGCGGGGGGCGUGGUGAAGAGUGUCGCCUGGAACCCCUGCCCGACCGUCUGCCUGGUGGCUGUGGCAGUGGAGGACGCGGUGCUGCUGCUGAACCCGGCCCUGGGGGACCGGCUCGUGGUGGGCAGCACGGACCAGCUGCUGAGCGCCUUCGUCCCCCCCGCGGAGACGGCUGCGCAGCCCGCCCACUGGCUGGAAGCCUCGGAGGAGGAGCGCCGGGGCGGCCUGCGGCUGCGCAUCUGCCACGGCAAGCCAGUGACGCAGGUGACGUGGCACGGUCGUGGGGACUACAUGGCCGUGGUGCUGGCCACCCAGGGCCACACCCAGGUGCUGAUCCACCAGUUGAGCCGGCGCCGCAGCCAGAGCCCUUUCCGCCGCGGCCACGGUCAGGUGCAGCGCGUGGCCUUCCACCCCGUGCGGCCCUUUCUGCUCGUGGCUUCCCAGCGCAGCGUCCGCCUCUACCACCUGCUGCGCCAGGAGCUCACCAAGAAGCUGACGCCCAACUGCAAGUGGGUGUCCAGCCUGGCAGUGCACCCGGCAGGCGACAAUGUCAUCUGUGGCAGCUACGACAGCAAGCUGGUGUGGUUUGACCUGGAUCUCUCCACCAAGCCGUACAGGGUGCUGAGGCACCACAAGAAGGCCCUCCGGGCCGUGGCCUUCCACUCCCGGUACCCGCUCUUUGCCUCUGGCUCCGACGACGGCAGUGUCAUCGUCUGCCACGGGAUGGUGUACAACGACCUGCUGCAGAACCCGCUGCUGGUGCCUGUGAAGGUGCUCAAGGGGCACAGCCUGACCAAAGCCCUGGGGGUGCUGGACGUGGCCUUCCACCCCACCCAGCCGUGGGUCUUCUCUGCCGGGGCUGACGGCACCCUCCGCCUCUUCACCUAGGUGACCCUGCUUCCCGGGCGGGGCAGGUGGGGCUGGGCUGUGUGUGUGCUCAGGACACUCAAUAGAGGCGUUUCUCUUGCUGGCGUGAC
Molecule: messenger RNA, 2498 nt
Organism: Kogia breviceps (pygmy sperm whale)
Lineage: Eukaryota; Metazoa; Chordata; Mammalia; Artiodactyla; Physeteridae
Gene: BOP1
Product: BOP1 ribosomal biogenesis factor
Biological process (GO): ribosome biogenesis; maturation of LSU-rRNA from tricistronic rRNA transcript (SSU-rRNA, 5.8S rRNA, LSU-rRNA)
Cellular component (GO): PeBoW complex; preribosome, large subunit precursor
Molecular function (GO): ribonucleoprotein complex binding; protein binding
Source: RefSeq, a predicted model, not a curated record